Molecule: messenger RNA, 1907 nt
Organism: Pollicipes pollicipes
Lineage: Eukaryota; Metazoa; Arthropoda; Thecostraca; Pollicipedomorpha; Pollicipedidae
Product: rhophilin-2
Biological process (GO): negative regulation of stress fiber assembly; signal transduction
Molecular function (GO): protein binding
Source: RefSeq, a predicted model, not a curated record
AGCUGCGGAAAACAAGAAGGUGCGACAAGCCGUGUCUUUGGAGCUGAGCUUUGUCAGUUCCAACCUUCAGUAUCUGAAGGAAGAGCUAUCGGACCUCAAUAGCUCAGUGGAAAUCUACCAGGGUGAUAGCGGAACACCGUACAUUCCUAUGAUUCCCUUCGGGUUAAAGGAGACGAAGUACAUCGACUUCGGAGACGCCUUCAAGGACUUUAUCCUGGAGCACUACAGCGAGGACGCUCAGAAGUACGCCGGCGCCAUCCAGGACUUCACCAACACACGCCAGGCGAUGCGGACGCCAGAGCGGAACCAGACGGGACUGGCGCUGCUGUUCGAGUACUACAACCAGCUGUACUUCAUCGAGCGCCGCUUCUUCCCUCCGGACCGCAGUCUUGGCAUCCACUUCGAGUGGUACGACUCGCUGACGGGUCUGCCCAGCUGCCAGCGAACCGUCGCGUUCGAGAAGGCGUCGGUCCUGUUCAACAUGGCGGCGCUGUACAGCCAGCUGGCGGCGCGCCAGGAGCGCGGCACGCAGGAGGGCCUGGACAGUGCCGUCGACAGCUACCUGCGGGCAGCCGGCAUCUACAGGUACAUCUUGGAGAACUUCUCGAACGCUCCCAGUCGAGACCUGGACGCUGAUGUUUUGGACGUGCUGGCCAACCUGCUGCUGGCGCAGGCUAAGGAGUGUCUUCUGGAGAAGCUGCUCCUUCCUGAAGAGAAGCAAGACCUCAGCGCUCAGCUGGAUAUCGGCCAGGAGGCCGCACAGGUGGCCGAGGUGUACCACCGGCUACGGGAGCAGAUGGCAGCACCGUCCGUGCAGGAGUCCCUGCCCGUGUCGUGGCAGCAGCUGAUCCACAUUAAGGAAGUGUAUUACACCGCCAUCUCUCAUCAUCAUUUCGCCGUCGGCCUGCUGGAGCACGAGGGUCCCCUGAGCAGGAGAAUGGCCGACACGCUGCAGCUGUCGCAGAGGGACCGGGAGGGGCAGCUGCUCUCCGUUGAACACAAGGUGCCGCACAACAAGGUCCAGCAGGACUACCUGGCCAAAUGCCACCUGCGCGAGGCCAUCGUGCUGCACGAGGAGAGUCUGCGCCUGUACCGGAUGGCGCGCGAGCUGCGCAAGCGCGACAUGCUGCGCCACGUGCUGCGGCUGGCGCUGGAGCUGAGCAGCGAGCAGUACGGCCUGCUGGAGCGCGAGGACGACUUCGACGAGCCCGUGGACGCGCCCGUCAUCACCGGCUCGUCCAAGUACCAGCUGUCGCUGCAGGCGCCCGACUUCAGCCAGCACCAGGUGACCGACCUGUUCCGGGCGCUGGGCCCGGUCGAGGUGUUCUCGGCUCACCAUCACUGGUCGGCGCCGCGGACCGUCCACAUCCACCGCCUGCCCGGCGAGGGGCUGGGCUUCAGCGUCAAGAUGGAGGCGCCCGUCGUGGUGGUCGGCGUGGAGCCGGCCGGGCUGGCCGAGCGCGUGGGUCUGAAGGAAGGCGACUACAUCGCCGGCCUGAACGGCGAGGACCUCAAGUGGAGCAGCCACACGGAGGUGGUGGCACAGAUACGGCGCGCGGGCAGCGAGUUCCAGCUGCACAUCAUCACGCCCAUGGACAAGACAGAACAGACGCCGGAGCCGCCGCGGCCGCCGCCCAUGCCGCCGCUCUCAGACAAGACCUGGGGCUCGCUCUCCAGCUCGGGCGUCAGCUCGGGCGUCUCCAGCCGCAAGCCGAGCCCGGCCAGCAGCCUGGCCAGCCAGAACAGCAAGGGCUCGGCGCGCCGCCACUCCUGGAACCCGUUCAAGAAGGGCUCGCGCUCCGACCACCCCGAACUGUACAUCAGCAACGUGGUGCUGCGGUGAGGCCGGCCGGCCCGCCCCCAUCUGUACAUACGCCAUCCUCUCAUGCGUGUGUGCGUGAAUGCGU